Penicillium cinerascens is the source of this 960-nucleotide messenger RNA. RefSeq lists its product as uncharacterized. NCBI's taxonomy places the organism in Eukaryota, Fungi, Ascomycota, Eurotiomycetes, Eurotiales, Aspergillaceae. The record is from RefSeq and is a predicted model, not a curated record. The transcript is spliced from 2 exons. The coding region runs from base 1 to 960 and encodes 319 amino acids.
AUGAAAUGGUCAUGGAGUCUUACUGCUCGACGCCGAGAGGAGGAGAAGCUUGCUGAGAGGUGCAAGCGCAUCAGCGACCGUCCUGAACCCUUGCCAGCGGUCCGCGAACGGACCUUGACGCUGCCACUACCACCUAGUAACACGGGCUUGGUCCGAAAUAGUCGCCAACAAAGAACCUGCGAUCAGCAGCAAUCUGCAUAUUUUACUACGCUCCCACGAGAGAUCCGGUAUCUGAUCUAUCAGGAAGUCCUGGCCUCUCCAGAUCAUCCAGAGCUCCAUGUCUCCAGUGCAGACCAGCGACUCCUGAGUCGGCGCUGCGUUAAUGAGAACCCCGAUAUUCCGGGCUUAGAGCACCCAUGUUGGGGCCGUUGCUACAAGCAAGACGGCACGACGGCCCGGAGUGGGUACCCAAGGGAGUAUCAGCCCGAGGACCGUUCUCCUUACCCCGUCAGACUGGGAUUGUUGCGCUCUUGCCGGCAGGUAUACUCCGAGUCAAUUGAUCUCCUCUACUCCCAAAACAUUCUCAGCUUUCGCCAAACGCGGACUAUCGUGGAUCUCCAACGUACCAUUGCCCCCCAGCGCCUACACAGCAUUCGCUCUGUUAAUCUGUACUUUCUGCUCCAACUAUACUGGUUCGGGACGCGCAUAGAUGCAACCGAGGGUAUCUAUCCUCUCGACAUACCAUUCUUCUGGGAGUCCGCCUGGAAAACCAUCGCCGAGAUGAAGUCGUUGCAGAGCCUUCGAGUGGAGUUCACUGAUGGGCGCCUUGACAAUGAAUACCCGCACCGGGAUGCGAUGGUGCAUCUUCUGAAGCCGAUGGCGGCAGUCAAGGUCCAGAAGUAUAUUGUCCAGUUCGACUGGUCAGUUGCGGUAGACGAACUUGUGCGCUUGUUGGGGAACGAGGUGCCUUUUGAAAUCCAGGUCAAAGAGAAACCUGUAGAGCCAUAUUAUUUUUGGUAG